GACAACAUGUACUUCCGUUUCCGGUGAAAACAACCUGUUUGGGAAAGUUUUCUAAAGAAAUUGUGUAGCCAUAAUGGAAAAUAUUCAGGAAUGAACUUGCAUUAUUAACAAUAUAUUCAGUGCAUAUAAAACUAAAGGCAGGUUUCGGGAGGCGAUCUGUCGAUGUUAAGGCGACUAACUCCAUCUAUCAUCGCUGAAGCAAGAUGUUAUGGUAAUUCGUCAUUGCAAAAUUGCUCUCGUCCUGUUUAUUUGAAACGCGAACUCUUCAGAAUAUUUGCUCCGAUAGUAAGAAAGUUCAGCAAAAUGGCAACCUUAGAAACACUCAAAUUCGACAACCUAGUGCUACGUGAAUUGCCGAUUGAUCCGAGCGAAGCAAAACGAGUUCGCCCCGUCGUAGGAGCGUGCUUCUCUAAGGUACAGCCAACCCCUGUUAGUAACCCAGAAGUCGUUGCCUAUUCAAAAUCAGCAAUGGAGCUUCUGGAUCUGCCCGAGGGUGAGCUGACGAGGCCUGACACAGCGGAAUACUUCAGUGGAAACAAGCUACUACCGGGGUCGACAACAGCUGCCCAUUGCUACUGUGGACAUCAGUUUGGCGUUUUUGCCGGACAGCUUGGAGAUGGGGCUGCAAUGUAUCUUGGUGAAGUAAUCAACAAGAAGGAUGAGAGAUGGGAGAUCCAGUUCAAGGGAUCAGGACUCACGCCCUACUCCAGAACUGCUGAUGGAAGAAAGGUGCUCAGGAGCACUAUCCGAGAAUUUCUUUGUAGUGAGGCGAUGCAUCACCUUGGUAUCCCCACUACAAGGGCAGGCACCUGUGUGACGUCAGACACGACGGUCAUCAGGGACAUCUUCUACAACGGCAAUCCCAAAGAGGAGAAAUGCACCAUUGUCCUUAGAAUAGCUCCAACUUUCUUGAGGUUUGGAUCAUUUGAAAUCUUCAAACCCACUGACCCCGAGUCUGGUCGGAAAGGUCCCAGUGUCGGCAAGACAGAGCUGCUGCAUCAGAUGUUGAACUACACCAUCAAGACAUUCUACACAGAGAUCUGGGAUGCUCACAGUGCAGACAAACAGACCGUGUACCUCGAUUUCUUUAAGGAGGUUGUGAGGAGUACAGCCAGACUAGUGGCCGAAUGGCAGUGUGUGGGAUGGUGUCAUGGUGUGUUGAAUACAGACAACAUGAGCAUCGUGGGACUCACCAUAGAUUAUGGACCAUAUGGCUUCAUGGACAGCUUUGAUCCAAACUUCGUCUGUAAUGGCUCAGAUGAUGGUGGGAGAUACACAUACGAGAAACAACCUGAAAUCUGCAAGUGGAAUUGUGGGAAGCUUGCAGAGGCUAUACAGGAUGCCAUUCCUCUCUCCGUUACCCAGCCUGCAUUGGAGUUGUUUGAUGAAGUGUAUGCUGACCACUACAAGAUGAAGAUGAGGAAGAAGCUAGGCCUAAGGAAGGAAUUAACAGAAGAUGGCGAUCUUGUGAAGUCCCUGAUAGACACCAUGCAAUCCACCAACAGCGACUUCACCAACAGCUUCCGCUGUCUGAGUCGGCUGUCUCUGCCUGGCAGUACCACAGCAGAACAAGAUCUGCAAGAUGUCACCGACUACCUCCUGACCCAGUGCAGUUCUGUGGAGGAGCUCAGGAAGGCUAAUGAGACACAGAUGGACUCAAGACAGCUGCAGAUGCUUCUCAUGUUGGGCCAGUCUAACCCUGGCCUGCUGCCAAUGCUUGGUCGUGGCUUCCUGUCUUUCACCAGGGAGCUGGAGAGGAUGCAGAAACAGGAAAAGAUGAAGGAUCUGACCCAAGAUAUAAAGACAGGAAGAGACAGAGAAGCCUGGACUCAAUGGUUGACAAAGUACAUGGGGCGUCUUACGAAGGAGGUGGCAGGGGAGCGGGAUGUGGAGGCCGUCAACCAGAGAAGGGUUGAACUUAUGAACAGCAACAACCCCAGAAUCAUCCUGCGCAACUACAUAGCCCAGAAUGCAAUAGCGGCAGCCGAGAAGGGCGACUACUCUGAAGUGAAACGGGUGUUGAAACUCUUAGAGAACCCAUUCAACUCUGAUAUUGAUGCAGCUGACCUUGUCUCAAGGUCACAAGAAGACAAGAAGUCUGCCACAACAGGUGAUGGUGGAGCAUCUUCAUCAAGUGAAAAAGAGGCUGGUCAAACAUUCUCAGAACAAAUGUAUGACAACAGGCCUCCCACGUGGUCCAUGGAUCUAAGAGUCACCUGAUCUUCAUAAACAUCUUGCAGAUCCUUCUCUGACUGCUCUUGCAACUUUCAAGAACAUCAUUUAGUGCUUCUGGAAUCGUUGACAUUGUAACUUUUAAUGAUUCAGUAUUCAAAUAUUGGACCAAAUGAUUUUUAUGCAACUGUAUUUUUUCAAUUUACCUUAAUAUUGUGAAAAAAUGCAUUAUUGUAAUAUUUGGUUUUAUAUGCUUGUACCGAGUCAUGAAUAUCGUUCCAGUAAGAACACUAUCUGAUAUUCUUUGGAAAAUUUGGCAAUCGAGCUGUCAGUAGGUACUGCAAGAUGUGUUCCAAGGACUAAUGAUGUUCACCACCUCUCAUUACAUGGAAGGUUGUGGGUUAUCUUAACAGUCCUACGGGUAACAAGGGGGAAUCUGUCAACAUUUCGAUACAUUUUUUUUUCUGACUAUUGUAGGUUCUACUACUAUUAGUUUGAAAGAAACUGAAAAUGAGACAUUUUGUAUCAUUGAUGAUGUUGAUGUGUUAUUCAAGAUUCCCCCUUGUUUAAACUUUCAGGAUGUUCAGAUUAGUUGCACAAAGGAUAUCUACCCCUGGUCAGUGAACUUGGUAUUGAACCAUUGUAGAACUUCUUUAAAAUCAGUUUUAGAAAACUAACCUUUUUCUUGGUUUUAUGGAUUCACAGUGUUUACAUACUCUCAUAAAAUAAUGUCAUUUUUAAAGAUUGAUAACUUCUCACUCACUAGCUCAAUUUCAACUCCGCUAACUCAAUGAUUUUAUGUAAAUCAUAGUUUUCAGAUUAUUAAUUUCUAUCCCUCUGUAACAUGCCUGACAGAAAAGAAUGUUAAGCUGUAUUCAUACAAUUAUUUGGAAGCAGUUUUAUCAUAUCCUGUUUCAUAGCUUAGGCACAAUCUAUUGAAGUGACGGAAAAAAGAAGCUGGUCUCGUGAAAACAGACAUACCAGCAGCUUGUCAAUUUGCAAACAUAUGUCAAUAUGUUAGUCUUGGAUAAAAAAAAUUCCAAAUUUUAUGUUCAAUCUGUUAAAUGUUUUUCAUGACCAUUCCAUAAAUUCUGUAUAGGCAACCCUCCCUCCUUGUUCUUUGAUCUGACCAGUGGCAGGUAGUUUGUGAUGAUGAAGACGCUGGGGACAACUCUACCAUGAGAAACCAGUGUUUGAUGACAGCCAAUCUCAAGAUCCUCAACACUAUUGUUAGGGAAUGUUUAGUGGAGUAUGUAUACUGUAUGUAGUAAUAGGUUAUAUAUACAGAGGCUUUUAAAAUAUUUUACACUUUUGUAUAGAAUAUACUCGUGAGAUGCAUAUGUUUUGAAAAAAUAAUAAUUUUUGGUUUGGUUAGAUGUUUUAACAAUUUAAAUAAUCUUCUAGAUUUCUGGCUGUGCAUGUUCAAUGGUUGGCAUUUUUCCCAUUUAACCAGAAUAAUGGUGGUAUGUAGUUAUCUGAAAGUAACUGUGCAUGGAGUUUUAAGAUGCCUGGUUGCUGAAUUGUAAAUCAUUCUUAAUCAGAACCGAGGACAGUGUGUUGUAUUUGCUUGAGAUUAACAUUGUACAUUAAUUGUAUAUACAGAAUAUUGUGAAUGUGUUGUCUCGAAAAGUAUGUUUUCUCCUUCAAAAACCUGGAGUGAUUUGUAUAUUUAUGGCGAAAGUACAAGGUAUGACCCUUAUGGAGCUAUAGCAGUGUCAAGAGUCUCAAAGAAUAAAAGAUGUAGCAUUUUGUA
Messenger RNA from Haliotis rubra (blacklip abalone), 3925 nucleotides. RefSeq names its product protein adenylyltransferase SelO, mitochondrial-like. The record is from RefSeq and is a predicted model, not a curated record. Lineage: Eukaryota; Metazoa; Mollusca; Gastropoda; Lepetellida; Haliotidae. The transcript is spliced from 12 exons.